AGCUGAAAACGUUUAAGAACCCUUGUCUAGACGAGUCUCGCGUUCUCUGAAAAUAGGCUAAUAUGGGUAGUCAAUCAAAAAUAUUACCGACUGAAGUAUGUUUCACUACAGAACAAUUAAGCUACUUUGAGGCUACUGUACUUGAUUGAAAAUUGAAGACAAGACUAGAUGGAAGACCAGACUGUAUGUAUACAGAAAAGUCCCCACCCCUGUGUUGUAUGAUAAAUCAAAGUGCCUACUGUUUCAAGUAAUUAAUUGCGGAGAGACUCAGAAAAGUAUGUGUCCGCUCGCGCUCUUUGCGGUCUUUUUAGGACAAUUAAUUUUUUCGGCGAAAGCUUCGACCCUUACCCACAAACCUAGAGUGACAUUGACAGACAAAGAUGUGAGCUUCCUAAGAAUCCACCUGUCUGGGAAUAACAGCCGUAUAGAGCUCCUGCAGGGCCCUCAGGACAACAUAGUAUAUGCUACAGACCACAUGAACCUGUUCCAGACAAACUUCAACAGUUCUAAGACCUCUAGAAUGCUAAGUCCUGUGUUUCGAGAGGAAUGUAGAAGUAAUGAUUCCACAUCACCAGACUGUCACUAUAACAUCACUGUUUUACACAAGACUAACGAUCCAAACCAACUGUUCCUGUGUGGAACCAAUGGACAACAACACACAUUGUGCUGUUACAUGAACCCAUCAGACGACCCGUUUAACUGCACUCGAUCCAAGGCCAUCCAAAACAUUCAACAACACAUAAAUGAAACAGAGCCAUCACUCCUCAUUGGUUCUUCUGGGGUAGAGGAGUUCUACACCACUCACUCAGGCACAGAGGGUUCCGUGGGGAUCAACAGGUUCGGGAAGAACAGACUAUGGACAGACAACAGUGGAACAGAACAGAGAUAUGUGAGUUUGGUGGCUAGCAGCCAGAGAGAGGAUCGUCUGCAGGACAGACUAUAUGCUUUCUACAUAGAGAAGAACCGACACCCGCGUUUGGACUCUGAUCUCUGGGUUCCCCGGGUUGCUCAAGUCUGCAUGGCCGAUCGUGGAGGACCUAAGGGUUAUCUGCAGUUCAGGUGGACCUCCAAGCUGAGUGCCAGGCUCUUCUGUGGAGACCAGGACAGCAGGCUGUCCUUCCCCCAGCUAGUGGACGUGAACACUGUUCUGGCAGAGAGGUGGCAGGAUACCAGGGUCUAUGCACUCUUCAGGAAUGGCUGGGGUAUGAGUGCUGUAUGUGUCUACACCGUAGAAGAUAUUGACCGCAUCUUUAAAACCUCCAACUUCAAGGGACACACGGGGUCCGUCCCAAUCCCACGACCUGGGAAGUGUGUUGAAGACAGUACUAGACUCCCCAUGGAAGUCCUGAAGAUGGUGGACAAGGUUUCAGAGAUGGAGGAGUGGGUCACCAGUAGGCCUCUCCUGGUCACUCACCACUAUUACCACCACAUCCGUGUGGACAGAGUCCAAGGCAAAGGGAAUGUCCUGUUUCUGUCUCUAGGGAAUGGAGGGAUUCAUAAGGUUCUGGAGAAGGAUGGUCAUGCCUUCGUCAUCGCUGAGUUACAUCCUUUUAACUACAGAGCACACAUCCUCAGUAUGAUGUUGCACUCCUCCACGGGGAAGCUGUAUGUGGGCUCCAGCAGAGAGCUGGUUCAGAUUGACCUGGGCAGCUGUGAGCAGUAUGGAGCCCAGUGUGAAGACUGUGUCCUGGCCAGAGACCCUUACUGUGGCUGGGAUGGCCAUCACUGCACCACAGCAACAAAUAAGACAAUUCAGGAUGUGGAGAACGGGAACCAUCAGGUAUGCAGCAACAUAUCCAGAGGAGUUACUGCAAGUAAAGUUUACUUUCUAAGGUCAUCAGGUGGCGCUGCAGAUGGAAUCAGAGUUUCUCAAUCUUCAAAGUACUUCCUCCAUUGCCCAACCUUGUCCAGCCACGCUGAGUACAGCUGGAGGCACCAUGGCAACACCACAGCAACACCGUGCAUCUCCACAGGGUCAGAGCACCAGUGUCUCCUGCUAAUAGAGAGCAUGGGCCCUGAGCAGCAGGGAACAUACAGCUGUGUGUCUGAGGAGAGGGGCUACCACAGGACUCUGGUGCAGUACCAGUUACAGCUGGACAGUGGGGCCUCAGGCCUGGACUCUCACCGCCUGCCCUGUCUUGGUCUGGGUCUGGUACUAACACUGGUCCUGACUUUGCUCUGCUAGCAUCAGCUCUAUUGACUCUCACCCCAGCCCUAUGACCAAGCUGACUUGACUUGGACAUCCCUGCACUUGUACUUUUGUCUUCCUUACACCCACGCUACCUCAAGAAUAGUUCAUGACAGUCAAAGUCCGAGCCAUUUCGCUGAGCUGCUUCCUUUGUUACUUUCACAAUCAAUUGGUAAAAAACAGAACGCUGUAGAAGUUAAAGCUACUGCACUUUUGCGGAGUUAAGGAUUUAUUGGCCUUAUGCACUUUAUAAUCAUGCUACGUUAUCCAAUAUGGAACUUUUCAGGGGUUUAAAAUAUUUAAUGUGAAAAUCUGAAUGUACAGUAUAUAUAGCAAAAACAGACUUAAAUUUGUUACAUUUUAGAAAUACAUUUUUUAAUUAACUCCUAACUUUCUUGCUAACAGCAUGAUGGUUGUAAAUAUAUACAGUACCAGUCAAAAGUUAGUACACACCUACUCAUUUAAGGGUUUUUCUUUAUUUUUACUAUUUUCUACAUUGUACAAUACUAGUGAAGACAUCAAACCUAUGAAAUGACACAUAUGGAAUUAUGUAGUAACCAAAAAAGUGUAAAACAAAUCAACUCAGCAAAAAAGAAACGUCCUCUCACUGUCAACUCUAUUUAAUUUCAGCAAACUUAACAUGUGUAAAUAUUGGUAUGAACAUAACAUUCAACAAGAAUACAUAAACUGAACAAGUUCCACAGACAUGUGACUAACAGAAAUUGAAUAAUGUGUCCCUGAACAAAGGAGGGGUUAAAAUCAAAAGUAACAGUCAGUAUCUGGUGUGGCCACCAGCUGCAUUAAGUACUGCAGUGCAUCUCCUCCUCAUGGACUGCACCAGAUUUGCCAGUUCUGAGAUGUUCUAGGGUUACUAUACAUAACUUUAACCCAUUUUAUAAGAGAUUCUCCAAAAUGUAAAUAUUCCGGGAGCAGGUGCAAUUUGCAGUUCAAGAUCAAGCAAACGUAGCAGAAUUCAAAGUUGGGCUGUACAACAUGCAAAAAGGUAGGGAGCUUCGGUCAAAAAUUACUGGAGGUAUUAAACUAGCAAAGGAGUGGGUGGAAUGUAUGGUAAAUUAACAUCCUAUGCAUCAUAUGUAAAAAAACAACAACAACAAAAAACAACAACAGCAAGCCUUGUAGAGGACACCCAGGUUAACACUCAAAACUGUAAUAAAAAAUAGACACUACUGCCAGAGUCUUCAGAACAGCCUUAGGAGGAUGCUAAACAUCACAGCCACAUGCCUGCUCAUGGCUUCGAGCAAGAAGUUGACAUGGUAGGGAAAAAAAAUAGUUUCAAGUUUGUAAUCUGAAUAUGAGCCUCACAUUAUCACAUAUAAAUUCUCAAAUGUGUGUUCUGCUGUUGCCUAAAUGUAUUUAAAGUUAAAUUAUGAUAUUUUGAUAUUUGUUUUACUUCUACAUUGUCUUGAAAAUGACAUGAAAUUCGGGUCUUGAAAGCCCCACAGCUAA
Messenger RNA from Oncorhynchus masou masou (cherry salmon), 3655 nucleotides. RefSeq names its product semaphorin-4D-like. Gene Ontology annotation, biological process: negative chemotaxis; positive regulation of ERK1 and ERK2 cascade; neural crest cell migration. Gene Ontology annotation, molecular function: integrin binding; semaphorin receptor binding; chemorepellent activity. The record is from RefSeq and is a predicted model, not a curated record. Lineage: Eukaryota; Metazoa; Chordata; Actinopteri; Salmoniformes; Salmonidae. Bases 278 to 2185 code for a protein of 635 amino acids. The transcript is spliced from 14 exons. Gene Ontology annotation, cellular component: external side of plasma membrane; plasma membrane.